Messenger RNA from Cooperia oncophora, 429 nucleotides. The record is from the annotation of a GenBank genome assembly. NCBI's taxonomy places the organism in Eukaryota, Metazoa, Nematoda, Chromadorea, Rhabditida, Trichostrongylidae.
AUGUCUCCAUAUGGUGACCGCAUGAACAUUCUCCAACGAUUCGAAAACAUGAUCAGCUCAGUGCUCGGAGAAAUUUUCUUCCGCAAUCUCUUCGAAGCUGAAACCAAGGCAUUUCGAGCCAAAUUUGGGCCACAUUUCAAGGGCUACCAGGAACUCCUAGCUGAGGUCUCUUACGCAUUCAUAAAUUCAAAUCCUUACCUCGACUUCCCACGCCCUAUGCUGCACAAAACCGUGCCAAUAGGUGGAAUUACGGUAAACAUCGAUCCGAAGAAGAACAUAUUAUCGGAGGAAUGGGACAGUAUCCUGAACCUGAGAAACAGCACAGUGCUGGUGUCAUUUGGCUCCAUGGCAAAAUCGGUGCUCAUGCCCGACGAGUAUAAGUAUGUUGCUAUUUUUAAAUCUCAGCAAGAAUGCAACACACUCAUUUGA